Messenger RNA from Lolium rigidum, 1026 nucleotides. RefSeq lists its product as uncharacterized. The record is from RefSeq and is a predicted model, not a curated record. Lineage: Eukaryota; Viridiplantae; Streptophyta; Magnoliopsida; Poales; Poaceae. The coding region runs from base 1 to 1026 and encodes 341 amino acids. The transcript is spliced from 3 exons. Gene Ontology annotation, cellular component: plasma membrane.
AUGGCACGGCACGCCAAGACGGACUCCGACGUGACGAGCCUGGCGCCGUCGUCCCCGCCGCGGUCGCCGCGCCGCCCGUCCUACUACGUGCUCAGCCCCGCCGCCUCCCACCCGGACGUCGUGGCCUCAGGCGGCGGCGGCAUCGGCGCCAGCGCCACGGCCGAGAAGAUGUCGCUUGCGGGGUCCACCCCGGCCGAGUCCCCGCUCCACUACGGCUUCCACCACCACCACCACUCGGGCGGCGCCGCCGCGACGCACCACUCCCGCGAGUCCUCCACCGGCCGCCUCCUCUUCUCCGACCAGCUCCGCUCCGGCGGGCCCGCGGGGGCCGUGCCCUGGCGCCGCCUCGGCCACGGCAGCGGCGCCGGGAGCGUGGGCGACGACGACGACGAGGAGGACGGCGGGCGGUCCGGGUCGCCGUCGCCCUGGCGGUGCUACGCGCUGGCGGCGCUCGCGUUCGUCGCCGUCUUCGCCUUCUUCCUGCUGGUGCUCUGGGGCGCCAGCAAGUCCUACAAGCCCCACGUCGAGGUCAAGAGCGUGGUGUUCGAGUCGUACCACAUCCAGGGCGGCACGGACCGGACGGGCGUCCCUACCAGGAUGAUGUCGGUCAACGCCACGGUCAGGCUGCGGUUCCGCAACCGGGGCACCUUCUUCGGCCUCCACGUCACCGCCACGCCCUUCCACCUCUACUUCGACGACCUCACCGUCGCCGCCGGAAACAUGAAGGAGUUCUACCAGGCGCGGCGGAGCGGCCGCGUGGUGACCGUGUCCGUGGUGGGGAGGCAGGUCCCGCUCUACGGCGCCGGCGCCGACCUGCACAGCAAGCCCAACAACGGCCGCCUCGGCCCCGCCGUCGUGCCCGUCAGGCUCGCCUUCCUGCUCCGCGCGCGCGCGCACAUCCUCGGCGCCCUCCUCCGCUCCAAGUUCUACCGCCGCGUCGGCUGCCGCCUCGACGUCCGCGAGGCGCACCUCGGCAGGCCCGUGCGCGGGGUCGCCGCCGACUGCGAGUACCACGACGGGAGGUGA